Striga hermonthica is the source of this 157-nucleotide messenger RNA. NCBI's taxonomy places the organism in Eukaryota, Viridiplantae, Streptophyta, Magnoliopsida, Lamiales, Orobanchaceae. The record is from the annotation of a GenBank genome assembly.
GUCCCGUGCCCGGGGGGAGCAAUCUCUCGCGAGAUGGGCAUUUUCGCGCCUUCACGAUAUAGACGCUUUGUCGAGAAUGGUGGACCCCACCAUGAACGGUGCUUACCCGUCCAUGUCACUAUCACGCGUGGCAGACAUAAUAUCGUUGUGUAUUCAG